Arachis ipaensis is the source of this 951-nucleotide messenger RNA. RefSeq lists its product as uncharacterized. Lineage: Eukaryota; Viridiplantae; Streptophyta; Magnoliopsida; Fabales; Fabaceae. The record is from RefSeq and is a predicted model, not a curated record.
AUGUCACAAUUGGCAGAGAGUAUUGUCACUGUUGCAGAGAGACAAUUGCAAGCUGACAAAAAGAUAGACUCAAUCCAAGAGGAGGCUAGAUCCAACAUAAGGAACCAAGGGGCGGCAAUUUCAAAAUUGGAAGCACAACUAGGGAGCUUGUCCAAACAGAUACCAAUGCCCACACAUACAUUUCCAAGUGAUACCAUGGCCAACCCAAGAGGGGAAUGCAAGGCUAUCACACUGAGAAGUGGGAAGGUAGUGGAAGAGGCAUCCUCAAACCACAACUUGCAUGAAAAAGAAGUUGCAAACGAACCAGAAACCAAGAAGGAAGAAAAGAUAGUUGAUCCAGUUCCACCAAAGCAAGUCUUGAAGCCCUAUGUACCAAAACUACCCUACCCACAAAGGCUAAGAAAAGAUGGGAAGGACAGCCAGUUUUCUAGGUUUUUGGAGAUCUUUAAGAAGCUUCAAAUUAACAUACCUUUUACUGAGGCAUUAGAGCAAAUGUCACUCUAUGCUAAGUUUCUAAAAGAGCUCAUGACAAGGAAAAAAAAUUGGGGAAAAAAGGAAACUGUGGUGCUCACAGAAAAAUGUAGUGCCAUCAUACAAAAGAAGCUUCUCCAAAAGAUGAAAGAUCGUGGGAGCUUUCAAAUCCCCUGCAUCAUAGGGGAUAUAAGCAUUGAGAAUGUACUAUGUGAUCUAGGGGCUAGCAUCAAUCUUAUGUCCUUAGCCAUGAUGAAAAGAAUGAGAAUUGAAGAGGCCAAACCAACAAGAAUGGCUCUUCAAUUAGCUGACAGAACAUUCAAAUUUUCUCAUGGGGUGGUGGAAGACUUGUUGGUGAAAGUGAGGGAAUUCAUAUUCCCAGUAGACUUUGUUGUGCUUGAUUUGGAGGUAGAGUCUAAUGCAUUAAUUAUACUAGGAAGAUCAUUCCUAGCUACUGUUGGGGCCAUAAUUGAUGUAUAA